Triplophysa rosa is the source of this 399-nucleotide messenger RNA. RefSeq names its product ras-related protein Rab-42-like. The record is from RefSeq and is a predicted model, not a curated record. The transcript has 2 exons. The coding region runs from base 61 to 399 and encodes 112 amino acids. Gene Ontology annotation, molecular function: GTP binding; GTPase activity. Lineage: Eukaryota; Metazoa; Chordata; Actinopteri; Cypriniformes; Nemacheilidae.
UCCAUAAUAAUACACUACACAGAAGGCUUGUUUUUAUAAUGGACAGUGCCGACCCCUCAAAUGGAGUUAAUAAAGACUCACCACCAAGAAGUUGAGCCGGGAGUGAAAGUGGAGCUGCAGCUUUUGGAGGCAGGUGACGAGUUUUGGCCUGCUACACACAAUUGCUUACCUGGAGUGAAAGGAAUCCUGCUGGUGUUUGACCUGGGUAGUAGAACAUCUUUCGAACAUGCUGAGUACCUGCACAGAGAGAUGUGCAGCAUGAAGCAUCUCGACACUGUGCUUUGCCAACAAGACUGGCAAGCACCAUACUUCGAGGUCUCGGCCAAAACUGGUCACAAUGUGGCCGAGAUUUUUGAGCUGUUGACCCGGCGGAUAUAUCAAGGCAUGCUGAGUGGAUAG